CAACACCAGAAGAAAAGAACACAUUCUCCAAAGUAUCUCCUUUCGAACUACACCGACGCUACGAACCGAAAGCCCCAUAAGCCGCUUGCGGCAAAUCAGAAACGAUGAUGCAACACGCACUUGGCGGCCAUGCCUUCUCCCACCAGCAAGAUCCAUUCAUGACAUACAACCCGCAGCCGCACCAUCCUCAGCAUGCAACUCACCCGCAACAACACGCCAGUAUGCAGCAAUAUGGUCGCCUAGCUGCAGCUAGUAACGCAUCGUCGGCCAACCCUUCUCUUUCCCUUGGUGGAGGCGUCGACAGAUUGACAACCAACUCGUUGGCAGCAGCUACCGCGGGCAUGGCCAACAUGGGUGGAGAUAGGACACUUGGUUCGGGAGUGGGUGCCGAUGGACUUGCCGCUGAGUUUGGCGGCGAGGACCAAAGAAAGACGAUGGAGUUCAUCGUGCAGCUGCUAAACCCGCAGACACGAGAGACGGCGCUCUUGGAGCUUAGCAAGAAACGUGAAGCUGUACCUGAAUUAGCAUUGGUAUUAUGGCACUCUUUCGGUGUUAUGACGUCGCUAUUGCAGGAGAUUAUCUCUGUAUAUCCGCUGCUUAGCCCCUCGCAGCUUACAGCAGCUGCCUCGAAUCGAGUCUGCAACGCCCUUGCUCUUCUGCAAUGCGUAGCUUCUCACCAGGAGACGAGACAGCUUUUCUUAGCUGCUCAUAUUCCGCUCUUUCUUUACCCAUUUCUCAAUACGACGUCAAAGUCGAGACCUUUCGAGUACUUACGCCUUACCUCUCUUGGCGUAAUUGGGGCGCUCGUAAAAAAUGACAGCAGCGAGGUUAUCAACUUCCUCCUGACGACGGAGAUCAUCCCUCUCUGUCUGCGUAUCAUGGAGACGGGCUCUGAGCUGUCCAAAACGGUUGCCAUCUUCAUUGUUCAGAAGAUUCUGCUUGAUGAUGUCGGCUUGGCAUACAUUUGCCAGACAUAUGAGCGCUUCUAUGCCGUCGGCACGGUGCUCAGCAACAUGGUUAAUCAGCUCGUUGAGCAACAGACAGUGCGCCUGCUGAAACACGUGGUGCGCUGCUUCUUGCGGCUCAGUGACAAUGCAAGAGCAAGAGAGGCGCUGAGGCAAUGUCUCCCCGAGCCGCUUAGGGAUGCAACGUUCUCUGCCGUACUUCGGGACGAUGCUGCUACAAAGAGAUGCCUGGCCCAGCUUCUUAUCAACCUUAGCGAUACCGUUGGCGACAACCACGGAGCACAGCUACAGCUGCACGGUUAAAUUAUUCGCCGUCGUAUUAUCCUUGCGCCUGACAUAACCCAGCAUAUUAGCCAAAGACGAUCUACCGAAGCUGACUCCAAAUAUUCUCAAAAGUAUUUUCAUUUGGAAGGUACAUCAAUUGCGUACGAAUUAUAUAUCUAUAUACCCCUGUUAUUCUUAUUCGUGAUGGGCACGAGAGGAGAAAAAUGGUUCAACUAUUUUCGGCAUAGGUUGGCGUCUUGAAAACCUGGUCUGGUUUAUUUUGGCGACAGUAGCAUGGAAUGGCGCGGUGGGAUUCGGAAAGAUUGGAUUGAGUUGAACUUGCUCUGAUUUGCAUCUCACCAAAUGACAUGUGUGUACGCGUGUGAAUAUGUGUGUGUGUGUGUGCGAGCGCGUGUGUGAGUAUAUAAGAUGAAGUGUUUUGAGCAGAUAACUUAAAUCAGAUGUCAUAUGAUUAUGAUACAAACGUAUGCAGAGGCAUAAUAGGCCUUCCGCACUCUGGCAAUAUGGAAAUUUCCAAGUGUCGUGUUACUUUGCCC
Molecule: messenger RNA, 1786 nt
Organism: Verruconis gallopava
Lineage: Eukaryota; Fungi; Ascomycota; Dothideomycetes; Venturiales; Sympoventuriaceae
Product: cell differentiation protein rcd1
Exons: 3
Coding region: 105-1268 (387 amino acids)
Biological process (GO): mRNA catabolic process; negative regulation of translation
Cellular component (GO): CCR4-NOT core complex; CCR4-NOT complex; P-body
Source: RefSeq, a predicted model, not a curated record